AUGUUCUUUACUCAGAUUCUUCGCUUUUCUAUUCUCAUUAUCGGGUUGGUGUCCAGUGCUCUUGCGGUAGUGGUACCCCGGGCGGUUGAAGCAUGUCCCGAGAACAAGUUUCAAGAUGGGGCCAAUCGCAAAUGCAUUCCAUACGUUGUUGGCAAAAGUCUCGCCGGUAUAAAAUUCAGCCUUUACACAUGGACUGAAUCAGAAACGUCAACAACUCCUGCUGCUGACCCCAAAUAUCUUCAGCCUCUCGCGGAAACGGCAGCAACAGCACUGCCCGUUUAUGUGGGCUACAUGAAAACUAAGGUUUCGGAGGUGAGGGUUUAUCUCUCAGGAGAGUCAGGGAUUCUGCGAGGAGAAACUGAUUUCCGUGAGAGGGACCCUACAGUCUGUGGGGUUCAAAUCGUUGGUGCUGGAUCGGGUCCGUCAAGUGAUAUCGAGUCAGUACAACAAGCCUUCGCUCACGAACUUUAUCAUUGUGUUCAAAGGACCUUCGAGUUGACGUGGCCUCAAGAUUCGAAUGCUUGGUGGUUCGAAGGCUCCGCGGACUACUUUGGAAAUGUCUUCUACCCGGCUACCAAACCAGACCACAUGGAGACAUACUGUGGAAGAUCGCCGCUCUUCGUCCAGGCCCCGAGCAACGGCUAUGCGGGCAGCCUUUACUUUCAAUAUCUUUCGGACACUUUGACUUCGGACGGUGCCAUCAACGAUUGGGUCAGCUCUCGCCUAAAGGGCUCAAGUAGCUAUACGCUACGGGGCGAGCAAUCGAUCAUUUCUUCCGAGCCACUCAUCACUAAGGCGUUCCCAAGCUUUGCAACGCACUUCUUAGGCGGCGCAAUCCUAUACAACAAUGGUGAAGAAGUUGCCAAUACGCCUACGAAAGGUUGCGAGCAACUAAUCACGACUAUGUACGAGGUUCCAAUGAAGCCAGGCACCUACAAACACGCAACCUAUGCGCUUCCCUGGCAGAUUUACCAGAAGCUGGAGGUAACUUUCCAGGCCAAUCGAUUGAACUCUUUCACAUACGAUGCGCCAAGCGGCAGCCACACAGUGCUGCAGUAUCGCAAGGACGACGAGAAGGAGUGGACGACGGCUCAGAAAGGAAAAACGGUAAGUAUCGAUAAAAGCUGUGAGAAGCAAAAGUAUGUAUUCCUUGCAACCUCGACGGGAGAUGGGGCGCCGAGUACAGAAAUACCCGUUACUAUUCAUUUCACGGUCAAAAAGCCUCCCACGAACCGUAAGAUGAAGCGCAAUGUUCGACGCAGUAAGUUCUUCCGGACGGAACCAGCCAAAGGCAAUUCCAGCAUGACUCUGGUGGACGAGAAUCUUGAAGAAGAUCUCCACAACCAGGGCGGGAUCUCAAAACGACAAGACGGCGACCCUGCCAGCUGUCCGACAUCAAAAUGUCCAUACGGCAGCUGGAAGUUCACCGCAGCUGUGGAGUCCGACGGGAUCAAAGAGUCGACUCCAGACGGCGUCACCGUCUCCAACAUCGACACUAAAGGCUCAGGAACCUUCACUCUCGAUCAAGACACCAAGGAGGUCACGCUGCAGUUCGAUGGGUUCUCUGCAUCGUUCGACGACACGGCAGUCGGCUCUGACGACAAAGACUUCACAAUCCACUACGACUUGGCCAUUGAUGGUGGUGGGACAGCUACAGCUGUGUUCGCCGCUGAUGGACAGAGCUUCAAGUUAACAAAACCAACGUAUACCGGCACGUUUGCUUCGCAGACUACCUAUCCUGAUGCAGAGCCCUUGGGCCCGACUGGAGAUUUCGAUGUGGGAUUUGGUCCGGACGUCGCAGUGGAAUUUGCCUGUGAUAAUGUGGCGACUGAUGGGGAUGACAAUAUGAGUUUGAAUGGAUUGUUUGAUGGGACAUUUGUGUAUGACAUCUAUUAUGAGCCUGACGAUGAUACCACGGCGUGA
This is a messenger RNA of Fonsecaea multimorphosa CBS 102226, 1923 nucleotides long. RefSeq lists its product as uncharacterized. The transcript has a single exon. The record is from RefSeq and is a predicted model, not a curated record. NCBI's taxonomy places the organism in Eukaryota, Fungi, Ascomycota, Eurotiomycetes, Chaetothyriales, Herpotrichiellaceae. Bases 1 to 1923 code for a protein of 640 amino acids.